Molecule: messenger RNA, 1549 nt
Organism: Lactuca virosa
Lineage: Eukaryota; Viridiplantae; Streptophyta; Magnoliopsida; Asterales; Asteraceae
Source: the annotation of a GenBank genome assembly
GGAAGCUAAUCGAUCUGUAAUGCAUGGGAAAGCAAGUUGCCAUAACGGUUAAAAUUUAAAAUAUAUACAGUUUCCAUUCAUUUGAAAGAAUGGGGUGGCACUCUUGACCAUGUCACCAGGUACAUUUAUAUAAUGAUUCAACGCUAAAACAAAGUGUUACCUUGGUGUUUGACGAAGCCAUUAACCCAGGAUGAUAGGGAAGCUCCUACGAUUAGGAAGAAGGCAACUUCACACCAUUAUCUCUCGAGAAACAAUUAAGCCUUCCUGUGUAACCCACCCUUCUCAUCUCCACACUUAUAAUCUUUCCUCAAUUGAUAAAUUAGCCCAACACACGUACAUGCCACUGAUUCUCUACUACUCAAACAAUGACAACAUCAAUUUAUCUGCUCAUGAUAAAGCCCAGAACAUGAAGAAAUCGUUGUCACAGAGCCUAGCACGAUACUACCCCUUCGCAGGAAGGUUACAAACUCCCACAACACCUUAUGUUGAUUGUAACGAUGAGGGAGUUGUAUUUGUUGAAGCCAAAAAUGAUAGCCAAUUGGAAACGUUCCAGCAUUGUAUUAGUGAACAAGAUGAAACUGUAGAGCAACUUUUUGCCGAUGGUCUGUUUUGUGACAACUCUCCUCAUAGUAAGAGUCUUAUUGGGGUUAAACUCAAUCACUUUGCUUGUGGUGGAGUCAUUGUGGGAUUGUCUAUGUCACACAAAAUUGGUGAUGGCUGCACUUUAGUGUCAUUUAUAAGUCAUUGGGCUUCGGUUACACGUUAUGGUUCAACUGAGCACAAAGAGGUACAACCCCUUAACCCUCAUUUCCUUCAUUCCCCGAGUAUAAGUUCUAUUCUUUCAGAAGCUCAGGUUAUCAGUCAAGGCUAUGCCAAUCGUGUCACAAAGAAAUUCGUUUUCCCUAACACAAAAUUAAGCGAUAUCAAGAACAAAGUCAACGCCUUGACGUUAGCUGGAUCUACAUCACUUAUUAAAAACCCUACACGGGUUGAAGUAUUGACCUCUCUACUGUAUAAAACCGCUGUGGCAGCAGCCACCACAAAAUCAGGUUGCUUUAAGCCGUCUUACUUGUUUAUGCCGGUGGAUAUACGUAACAAAUUUGUGGAAAAGCUGCCCCAAACAAUGGUGGGAAAUUUCGUGGGGAUCAUGAUGAUACCGACGAGGCAGGCAAGUGAAACUUCAUUAAAUGUAAUGGUGGAGGAGAUGAAGAAAGAAAAGUCCCAACUUGAAGGUAUUCCAAGUGUGGAACAUGCUGCUGAGAACUUUAAAACGUUGAAGUUAAAGCUUGGAAACGAAGAUAUAGAGGAUGUUACCCAGAGAUCGUAUUGGUGUUCCAGUUUAUGUGGGCUCCCUUAUAACAAGGUGGAUUUCGGGUGGGGAAAGCCUAUGGGUGCAUCUAUAGCAGUUAGAUCCGCAGAUAGGAUUGGUUUCCUGUUGACGGAUACUCCGGAUGGAGAUGGUAUCGAGGCGCUAGUGGUUUUGGAUAAAGAAGACAUGGAAAUAUUCGAGAAUGACAAGGAGAUGCUGUCAUUUUGCCAAAUUAUCUAG